AUGCUUUAUCUAUUGGUUCAAGUUAAUGAAAGUAUUAAACGUAUAGUUCCCGAACAUGUAGUGAGCAUAGAAUUUACAAAUAAUCAGUUUAGUGAUCUUUUUGGUGCAGUUACAUCAGGAGAAUAUGGUGAUAGAGAAGUAGAAGUUUUUAUUAGACGUGAAAAGUCUGAAAGCUGGAAAAAGGUUGACAAUGGGUUAAAAGGAAAUUUAGAAAUGUUAGAAGUUUUGAAAUAUUCUCAAGUUAAAUUUUGUCUUAUUGAAAAAACACAUUUAGAUACACCACAAAUCACAAAUACUUUAAAUGCUUUUGAUAUUUUAAUGAACAAUUCAUAUCAAACUUUACUUCCUCAACAUUGUACUGAAUAUAAUGAUUGUAAUAAACUUUAUAAUGAAAUUAUUGAUCUAUUUCGUAAUCAAAAUGUUGGCUGGACAGGUGGUGUACAUGAUACAAUUGGUAAAGCAUUUGUGAAUCGUAUUAUGAAUGCAAUUUGGUAUAUUGAUCCACAUCUUUCUACUUUGCAUGCACGUUCAUGUAACUUGCCGGUCUUUUUUACACAACUAAAAACCUAUCAGGAUGGGGAGACGUAUAAUAAAUUUUACCAUACCAGUCAUCAUAAAAAAAACCCAUUAUCACAGCAAAAAUUGGUUUACCUUUCAAGUUCUCUUGAAUUAUCUGUCAGUCAACCAUGGGCGAAUAAUGAUGUGUGGAAUCAAGUAAUUCCUGCAACUUUAUCUUUAAUUGAAAUCUUAAAAAAAUAUGCAGGAUAUCUGACUAUAACUACUACCAAUAUGAAUAUUCUUCAUCAUAGUGAUGGAAGUGCUCGCAAUCCUGAAAAUGAUUGUACUAUGUAUCGAAUUAUUGCUUGUAAAAAUGAGAAUCUUAAUGAUAUUUACAGUCAGCUGAAUUAUGUUUUACUUGAAAAACAGAUGUAUGAAUAUAUUGAUAUUAAGCAAUAUCUUCCAAUUGAUAUUAUGAAACGAUAUCAGUUCAUAAAAGAAUUGCAGCUCACAUUUCCGAUAGGUGUAUAUAGAUAUCAUCAAGGCAAUUAUUUAGGAACCAUUAAUUAUGUGUGGAGGGUUCCAGAAAAUGAAGAUGAAUUAAAUGAAACUUUGAAAGCACGCAUGUUGCCCUAUAAAAAAAGAAAAUUCGGAAUUUGUCCUGAAAAGUAUGGAAAAUGUCCGGAAAUUUUCCAUGUGUAUAAGAGACAGAUUUUAUAUAUGCCAUUGGCCUUAUCUGUCCGUGACCUUCGUGAAAUUGUAACAGAAAGGCUGAAAAUUAUUUACAGUGAUCCACUUCCUUUUACUAUUCAUAUUCCAUCAGAUGAGUGGAUCCGACUUCAAUUUUGUCCUACAAAUGCUACAACAACAAGAUCAAUGCAUCAUACUGGCCAAUUUAAUGUUAAAUUUAAGGUACAAGGCCGGUUACUUCGAAAGAGUAGUGAUGAUGCACAUUAUUGUGCAGCACUUUUUCGAUACCUUAGAGAAUUUUGCAUCCAUUAUAAACAAUGGACUUGCUUAAUUUCUGCUGAUGACAAACAUAAAGUUCCUAUUGGAGAAGAUGUUGCUGUUUCUACAGGCGUACGAAAUAGACAUUCUAUGGUUGCUCAAAAUAGCACUUUGGCUGCUGCUGAUCAUGAUUUUACUAAACUUUCUAUAACACCUUCAGUUACAUUUUUUAUAUCAAUUCCUAAUGAAAUUUCAGGAUCAUUUUAUGAUGGCCAAGUAUUUGUAUCUUACAAAGAUGCAACUUUUGAACCAAGUAAUGCGAUCAGACACUCAACUGAAUUUUUAAAUGCACUCAAUAUUCAAUAUGCACACCAAAUGACGCCUCCAAUAUUAUGUCUUUAUACUGAUGGAGGGCCAGACCACCGAUGUAAUUAUGGAUCAGUACAGAUUUCAUUAAUCUGUCUUUUUCUUAGUGGAAAUUUUGAUUUACUUAUUGCAGUUCGUACAGCUCCUAAUCAUAGCUGGACGAACCCAGCAGAACGGAUUAUGAGCAUUUUGAAUUUAGGUCUUCAAGGUGUUGCACUUAAGCGUGAUCAAAUGAGUCCUGAAUCUGAAGUUCUAUUUGAUACAGCAAAUACUUUAGAUGAUAUACGAACUAAAGCUCAAGAAUCUAAUAAAUUAGAAUCUGAGUUAAAAGAAAGUAUUGCAAGUGUUCAGAAUAUAUUAAAUAAUCAAACAGAAAGACUCUCAUUAAAGGAAAAGAAAUUUAAAUGCAAUGAUUCAGCAAAUGUGGAAGCUAUUACUGAAUUAUUUGAGUCUAUUCAUACUUUAGAUCCAACUUUAACAGUUGAAGAAACUACACAAGUACAAAUACGUCAUCACACUGCUUUAAUUGAAUUUAUAGAUACUCACUGCCGUAUUCGUGCAUAUAGCUUUCAGGUAAAAAAAUGCAACAAUAUUACCUGUUCAUAUUGUAAACCAAUUCGCCUUCCACUACACGAAUUUAAUAAUUUGAACUUUCUUCCAGAUCCUAUUCCUUCACGAGACAAUACAGAUCACUACAUGCCUUUUGAACGUGUUUAUGGAACUGAAACUACUGAAGAGUAUAGACAAACAUAUAUGCAAAAACAAGCGAAUGCAGAACCCAUUUCAAAGUCUAUCCUAAUUGGAGGUAAAAUUCGUUUUUACAUUAAUUGUGAGGAUUGUAGAAAACGCCGUUGUGUUUAUAGUGAUAAAUCCUUGAAUAAUGAGGAACAAGAAGAUUAUCAACAAGCAAUAGAGUCAUAUUCAUACUCUUGUGGUGCACCAAUUUUUCCUGAUGAUCAUUAUUUAAGUGAAGUGGUAUUUGUAAGUACACGAAUCAGUUGUGACUCACCAAUUGAAAUACUGUAUUAUUCAAGUCGAAAAUCAGGAAACUAUCCAAUUUGUUAUUAUUGUGGGGAAAGUGAGAGCUUAGUAGCUCCUUCUCAAUCUUUAAAAGAACGUUUUAAACAAAUUUAUCCAUUGUGUGAAGGAUGUCAGGGAAAUGAGAAGGAAUUUUAUACUAAGGGAAAGAUUAAAACUAAUGGUAGUGCUUCAAAACGUCGUAAAACAUAG
Rhizophagus irregularis DAOM 181602=DAOM 197198 is the source of this 3042-nucleotide messenger RNA. Lineage: Eukaryota; Fungi; Glomeromycota; Glomeromycetes; Glomerales; Glomeraceae. The record is from RefSeq and is a predicted model, not a curated record.